UGUGUGCGUUGAAUUUGAGUGCUUUAAAGAAAUUAAAAAAAAAAAACUAAAUAAAAAGAAACCAAAAUAAAUAUACGUUUAGAACUUAAAAUUACAACUAAAUUAACAACAAGAAAGGCAGCGCAAAACAGCGACAGAAGUGUUUGAAGUUCGGUGCUUGAGUUGUCCUAAACACAGUCGCUCAACAAAAGCUCACACAGAUAAGCAACCUCUUAAAAAAAAAACAAAUCCUGUUUAGUUGGCUGAUCUUGUGCAGAACAGAAGAGUAACAAUAUUGUUUUUUUCAGUGCAAUAUCGUAGUUGUGGGUAUUACGAAAGCAAAUGUAAUUCUUUCGUUAAGUUGUAAAUGUAAUUAUAUGAUGUUAAGCGCAGACUUGUAAUACUGCUACAAUCCUAACAGUUGUUGAGUUCUUGUAUGAAUAACAUACAUAUGUUAAGCAAAAGAUGUUAAGUUGUAAAAUAAUCAAAAGAUAUUAGCCAGAUCUUAAUUUUUGACGUAAGCUAACAGAUAUCAAAUAUGUUAUUUCAAGUAUAGUACUACAUAUACAUAUAGUACUGUAUAUCUCAAAUACACCAAGCCGAUGUUGCGGUAUUACAAGGCUAACCGCUGUUAAACUAGAAAGGAAACUUGCUUCAACUAAAACUUAAUUUAACAUUCAGUGAAUUCACUUCGCUUCUUUAAUUGCUAAUCUUAAGCUAUAUUAAAUAUUUUUGUAUUUCCACAAGUUUUGACCCCCAUUGGGAUCAAAAUAUUUGUUGAAAAUACGUGCUAAAUUCAUUUCAUAAUUUAUGUAAACGAAUUACCUUUUGAAUGCCCACAAACGGAAGCCAACUAAACAAAAUUUGUUUUGUGCAUUCAUAGUUAAGCCAUAUAUAUGUAAAAUGCCCUAUUUAACAAUACGAACUGGAUAAUUGAAUAAACCUUGUAUAUAAUUUAGCGUUAUGCCCGUAUAUAUCGAAAUACAAGCUACUUAUAGAACGUGAAGACUUGCAUAUAGUUGACAGGCGCAAGGAUUUGUAAAAUAGCAAAGCAGCAAACAAAACAAAACGAAAGGAAAAUACGGACUAGAAGGAUAUAUUGCUAAAGGGGGAAUGUAUUUUGUUUCUUAACCAUUUAUAAAUUUGUUGAGUACAUUUCUAAUGCUGCGCCACAAAUUGCAUUCAACAUACAUGCACACACACACAUACACACGUAAUUUACAACAAAUAAUGAUAAUUACAAAAUAGAGUUACAAGUGGGUUUAAAUAAUACGCAUAAAAACAAAACAACAAAAACAAAGGAAAAAAAAAAACUACCAGAAAAGUCUUCUUGCGUUUUUUUCCACAUAAGUAAAGGUUUUUUUUUUUGUUUUAGCCUAAAGAUACUUUUUUAUAUAACAAAUAUAGUUAAAGAAGCGCCUACAACAACAUAAGCAACAACAGCAACCAUAUACACAACACACAAUAAAGUUAUUUGUUAAUAAUAAUUGUACUGUAUUUGCCAUUUGUGAGCAGCUUUUGCAUACAUAUUUAUUUUAGUGCUUAAUUUUAUAAACGAGACGUGAAAUGGUUUCCUUUUUUGCAUUGGAGCAGCUGAGCGCCGGACACCCUUCACACCCCCUCCUUUCCCCUUCACCAGACCCUCCUAAGAACUUACGUACGUACAUAUUGCAUACAUAUAAAGAAACUGAAAACAAAGUGAAUGAAGAAAUAAUAUAAAUAUAUCCUUCCAUGUUGUUGUUUUUGUUUGUUUCAACUGAACUGCAACAAUAAACGUAAAUAACGAGAAAUUUUUGCAUAAACAGAAAAUACAAAACAAACUAUAGUUUAUUACAUAGUAUUUAUAUAUAGGCAAGUGUGUAUUUGUAUAUGAUAUGCUGUCUAAUACCCUCUAAUCCUAACUCACACACACACACACACACAUACACGAUACCUAACAUACGAUACAUACAUAUAUAAUUUGAAACAUCUCUAUAUUAUGAUUGAGUAUAAUUAAAAAUCAUAGUUUUUAAUAGUUUUUAAACAAGCAAAACAAAAAAGAAGAGAAAAAAAAAAUACAAAAACAUCAAUUGCAAAAAAAGUCUCCUAAUGGUUUUUCUUUUCUAAUUUGGAAAUGGAAAUGCGGGUGUGGGCAUGGAGUGGGUGCGAAGCUAGUUGUCCUGGCAACCACUGCAAGGAGCCAAACAUUGCGCACAAGCUGACGACAUUUUUAGCUUGAAUUUGUGGAACGAUUUGAUUUUCACAGUCAUUGCGUAGCGUUCGCUCUGGGAUAAUGGCCGCUGAAGAUUCUUGGGUAUUCGAUUCUCUGGUUUGCUUUUUGCACGGACCUGUCUGGAAUGCCCCGUUGCAGACAUUCAUCGAGCAAAAGUCCUUGGUCUUUGAUCCCAACUUGCAGCUGGACGAGAACAACGAGGAUAUACGCCAGAUCCACGAGGAGUACAAGAAUCUGGUGGACUUUAUGCUGGGCAGCUUCAUGGAGGAGAUGCACAUAACGCCGGAACAGUUCGAGAUGGCCUGCCUUGAGGGCCGUCAGCAGGGCCCGGGCGAGAAUCCAUUUCAAUUCCAUCACGUGCUCUUUCAGCAGAUCUGGGCUGCAAAUGAUCUGAAGAUCUUUAUACGCAUGAUGACCCAGCGCAAUGUGGAGCUGCAGCUGCAGGCGUUGGAUCUCAUUGAGAAGCAUCAAUUGGCGCGCACAGCUUCUGCGGAGCCAGAGGAAGCAGACAGUGCAGCGGCUGCAGAUGCCAGCAAUGGCGUGGCUGACUUGGAUGUAGAUGCACUGAUUGCCAAAACGGUGGCCAAUGAGCUGGAGAGUCCAGAGGCUGGCCUAACGCCUGAGCAGGAUGCCAAUUUGGAGCUGGUGAACGAUAAGUUUCAGCGUCUGAAUCUCUUCUUCGAGCAGGAGGAUAAGGUGGAUCCCAAUGAGAUCAUCUCGCGCCAACAAUAUUUGCGCCAGCAGCGCGACAAGAUCGUGGAGAUCAAAAAGCAAACACGCGCCAAGCAGCUGCAGGAGACGGUGGCGCGCAACACGCCGCAGCUGCCGCUCGAGCCAGGCGCACGUCCCAGCUCUGCGCAGGUGGCGCAGCAGCUGCUCGAGAAUGUGGAGCUGGGCAAGUCGCCCGAGGCGGUGGACGAGGCGGACAAUGCGGCGCUGCAGCUGCGACGCACGCUGGCCAAAAGACUGCGCAGCGAAGUCGUGGAGCACAAUUGAGUGUGGGAAGAAAAAGAGGCUAUCGUAAUUAUUUGGAGUUUAGUUUUAUUUAUUAUUUAUUGCAAGCUUUAUGGCCAAUGUCUUAACCGAGUGCGUCGUGUGUGUGUGUGUGUGUAUGUGUUACCCAAACGCUGACUAGUUCACUUGUGUAUGUGUGUGUUACAGGGUGUUCGUGGUUAAAUGCUACAAGGUACUACGCGCUUCUGACGUCCACACACACACACACACGCACACACACAACUAAUGUGCGUGUAUGUGUGUGUGUGUGGGCGCUGCUUUAAUUUAGUUUAGCUUUUGUCUCGGUAUCAACACAACAAUAGUAAUAAAUCUCCGCUUAGCACAUGUGCUAAACAAUUUAAAUUAAU
Drosophila mojavensis is the source of this 3552-nucleotide messenger RNA. Its product is annotated as cilia- and flagella-associated protein 36. The transcript is spliced from 4 exons. The record is from RefSeq and is a predicted model, not a curated record. Bases 2252 to 3187 code for a protein of 311 amino acids. Gene Ontology annotation, cellular component: ciliary base; axoneme. Lineage: Eukaryota; Metazoa; Arthropoda; Insecta; Diptera; Drosophilidae.